Messenger RNA from Sordaria macrospora k-hell, 2181 nucleotides. RefSeq lists its product as uncharacterized. Gene Ontology annotation, molecular function: histone H3T3 kinase activity. Gene Ontology annotation, cellular component: nucleus; cytoplasm. NCBI's taxonomy places the organism in Eukaryota, Fungi, Ascomycota, Sordariomycetes, Sordariales, Sordariaceae. Gene Ontology annotation, biological process: intracellular signal transduction; mitotic cell cycle. The record is from RefSeq and is a predicted model, not a curated record.
AUGUCGAGAGUUGCAAGCAAAACGAAAGUCCGCAAGUACGGAAAGCCAACCACAAAGAGCAGGGCAGAACUGCUUUUCGCGGAACUACCCAAGACUCCGGUGAAACAGCCACGCCGACAGCCCAUACGACAGAUUUUGGAGCCGGAACCAUUGCAGAUUUCAAAGCCGGAGACCACGGAGCCGAAUCUGGCCUGCCAUGAGCAGAAAGUUGGACCACCCCGGGAAGCGGGGCCGGAACCAGUACCAGACCUGGAAUCCAUGUCUGACGAGGAGGACGAUGUUCAUGAUGUUACCGAACACUUCGACUCCAUAUUACUUGAUGAAGAAGACGAUCAUCAAGAUGCACCCUACGCAUCAACCCCACGACCUUCCAUAGGAAGUUAUACGAGUUACAACACUUCAUUACCACCGCCGCAACAUCAUCAACAAAAACAACCACCAACAUCCAGGACAUCACUCUCAUCACAAGCCCCACCGCGACUUUCUCCUUUCAGGAAACUCGCACCCCCAUCAGUACCACGGAGUCCCGCAUCAGUUCAAAGGACCCCAACCAGCAAAAAGUCUCCAUUUGGCCGCUGCCCACAACAAUUCCCCCUCAAAUCCCCACGAGUCCAACAACUCAUCCAACAAGAAACUAAGCACCCUCAGUCCCCCCAACAGCAAUACAAGGAACAAGACGAACAACAACAACCACAAGAAUACUCCUUCUACGACACCUCCUCCUUCCACACCUUAUCCUGGUCCGACAUCUGCGGCCCCCCUUCCCCUUCCAACUCCAUCACCAAAAUCGCCGAAGCCUCCUACGCCGAAGUCUACCGCAUCACCAACUCCCGCGGGACAUCCAUCAUCAAAGUAAUCCGCUUACAAUCGCCCAUCAAACCACAGACCAAAGCCCAGGUCAAGUCGGGCUUGGUGGACGAGGAACCUCACGCCGAAUCGGACCUGCAAGGCGAGCUGAAGAUAUCCGAAUGGCUGGCUGAUAUACCCGGGUUCGUGAUUUACAAGGAGAGGUUCAUUGUCGAGGGCAAAGGGACCAAGGAGCUGCUGGAGACGCAUCAGGUGUUUCAGCGCAAACAAAAGAGGAGAGAUCCCGGGAGGGCGCAGUUCUAUCCGAGUCCGAGUCGGUAUCUAGAUAACACGAGGUUUUUGGUCGUGGAGCUGGGCGAUGCGGGGACGGCGUUGGAAGAUUUCAUCAUGGCUGAAUCGAAGACGAUGGGGCAGGAGAUGUUAUGGGAUGUCUUUCUGAGUACGGCGGUGGCGAUGGCGAGGGCGGAGGGCAUGGUGAGGUUCGAGCAUAGGGAUUUGCAUGAAGGGAAUUUGUGUGUCAGGAGGGUGAGGCCGGCGCGGCAGAAGGAAACAUCCUCGAGCAAUGGUGAGGCGACCGGAAAAGGAGGAGGGGGAGGAGUCAAGUUCGGUUGGUCAGGCUUGGAGGUCACCAUUCUCGAUUACGGUCUUUCGAGGGCUACUGAUCCCGAGACCAUCGGGCCUGAGCUUGAUCAAGAAUCAUGUCCGGCAUCGCCUAUCGGACGAAGGACUGAUACAACCAACAACGGAGAAGCCGGCAAAGAUGAGGAAGAAGCAGUCGUCUUCUACGACCUGGAAAAAGAUCCGUCAAUGUUCACUUCGACACACGCCCCCCAAUGCGAGAUCUACCGUCUUAUGCGCGCCCACCUGCUUAGCAACACGCCCAAAGGCAAACCGGUCUCUUGGGCAGGGUAUUACCCGUACACUAAUGUGCUGUGGCUGUCGUACAUUUACGGUUACCUCUGCCAGCACUUUAAGGGGGACAAGCGCGAGCUGAAAGCGUGGAGGGAGGAGACAGAGGAGAUGUGGAAGUAUUUGGACCCGGAAAAGGUGGAUGCCGUGAGACAAGAGGGUAGUAUUGGGUUCGGCGCGGCGGAGGAUGUAGUGGUCUUUGCGGUGGAAAGGGGGUGGAUUACUGAGGAACAGGUGAUGGAUGUUGGGGAUAGGAGUACGGUUCUGUUUGAGGAACCGAUGCUUCAAGUCCCGACUGUGGAAGUGGUGAAGAGUGGAGGAGAGAAAGCAAUGGUCCAGAGUAUUGAGAAUCAAGUGGAUGCCGAGAGACCCGGGUCAAGGGAUGAAGAUGAAGAAGACGACCACAUUCGCCGCUAUUCUAAGAGGAGGCGGACGAGGAAGAGAUACGUCGAGGAUGAUGAGUAG